ACCACGCUUUCAGAGGACGAGCUACUGAGUCUCGCUAAGCUCGUAUCCAGCGUGGAGGCCGCCUAUGGUAAGCCUGUGGACGUUGAGUGGGCGUACACGCAGCAGGGCGAGCUCAAGCUACAACAAGCUCGUCCUAUAACCCGUCCUAUAACCACGAAAUUCCCUCUAGAUCCGGCAAUGCUAACUAAACCAGGUGAGCCGAGGAGGUUGUACUUUGACUUUCACAUCGCCAGCGACGCGACUACAAUAUAUCCCUUCACACACAUGGAUCUGGACGCGUACUGGGAGGUGUGGACCAAAGCCACAGGUUUUGGGGAUAUCAGCCACCCUCCUGACGAUAGCGGUGACCACCCUUCUUUAACGAAGCAACCAGGCAGUAUAUCAAUGCAAGUGCAACGUCCCGCCUGGGACCUGUACGCCGCGUCCAUCCUGAAGGGGAAGGAGGCUACGAACCCCAAGUAUAAGGCGGAGAAGCUGCCUGAUGACGUCACGUUCGCGAAUGCGUGGUGGUUGUUCCGACGGAUGCCACUGUGGCAUAUGCUGCUAUUGACAACGGCUCGCGCGGAGAUAAAGGCUAUAGUCGCAAAGGGGCCUACUUCUCAGGGGGGUUUGAUCGAGUAUGAGAACGCAUUCGCUCGUGCGGCGUUCCCAGCGCUAGACCUGCAGUGUGCGGGAGCCUUUUUAACCCUCAGCGUGUUCAAGGAACUGGGCCGACAGAACAAAGAAGGCGAGACCCAGCAAAUAAGGGACGGAGCGGCGGCAAUGAUGCUCGGAUACAAAGGGGAUCCACUGAUGGAGAUGAACAUCGCGAUGUAUCAUCUAGCACAGUCUCAGCCCGUGGAACUCUGGACAGAGUACGAUGAUAAGCUCGAUGACCUAUCGGACCGUAUUCAGCGUAACGUGGAAGGCCGUGCCAGUACGGGUGACAAGCUUCCAGCUGCUUUCAUAACAGGUUGGAAGGAGUUUAUGGGUGACUUUGGGUAUGAUGGCACCGACCAACUGUUCAUGAGCUAUCCCCGCUAUCACGAGCAGCCCGUCCUGCUGUUGCAGAAGAUACGCCACAGCGCAGGCACCGAUGUGAAGGACCCGGAACAAGCGAUGCUACAGGCGCGCGACAGGCGCCAGACAGCACAGAAGGCUCAACUAGACGCAGCAAAGGCCAAUGCCAAAUGGUACAAGAGCACAGUGCAAGCAGUUCUCAAACGCAACGAGGCACUGGACGAGGUCAUGUGGAUCCGAAACUCGCCCAAGCUGUUCCAGUCCGAGAUACUGAGUGCCGUUCGUACUGGUGUGCUUGUGUGCGAAACUCAGCUACUAGAGGCCAAUCGGCUGGAUGAAGCAGGGUAUGUCUUCCACCUCAAGCUCUCCGAAGUGGACCAGGGUCUCUGCGGCCCGGAGCUGGACCUUCGGUAUCUCAUUGCGCCGAGAGAAGCACAGUAUCUUCGUGCUAAGUGUGCGGGUAUGACCCCCUUCUUGGUGGACUCUCGGUGCCGUAUACUAAAGCCCGAUGUCAAGGAACAGCAACCGGGUAUGCUAGUAGGCAUGGCCAUCGCCCCAGGGCAGGCUAAGGAUCCUCAAGAGUCCAAGUAG
Sphaeroforma arctica JP610 is the source of this 1590-nucleotide messenger RNA. RefSeq lists its product as hypothetical. The transcript is spliced from 3 exons. The annotation marks the transcript as partial. Gene Ontology annotation, molecular function: kinase activity; ATP binding. The record is from RefSeq and is a predicted model, not a curated record. Gene Ontology annotation, biological process: phosphorylation. NCBI's taxonomy places the organism in Eukaryota, Ichthyosporea, Ichthyophonida.